Molecule: messenger RNA, 801 nt
Organism: Camellia sinensis
Lineage: Eukaryota; Viridiplantae; Streptophyta; Magnoliopsida; Ericales; Theaceae
Molecular function (GO): nucleic acid binding; zinc ion binding
Source: RefSeq, a predicted model, not a curated record
AUGUUAUUUUAUCUUACCACCUUGAAUUUGGCAAGAUUUUUGCAAGAAGAUGCUCCAUCUCUUAGUGAGAAUGAAAAUGAUGCACGAGUUGUUGUAGCGGUGGAUGCAUGGAAACAUGCAGAUUUUCUCUACAAGAACUAUAUCAUCAAUGGUGUGGAUAACACAUUAUACAAUGUGUAUAGUCCAAUCAAGACUGUAAAAGCUUUGUGGAAUUCGCUUGAUAGCAAAUAUAAAACGGAAGAUGCCGGAACAAAGAAAUUUGUUAUCGGUCGCUUCCUUGAUUUUAAGAUGGCGGAUUCCAAAACAGUAAUCAAUCAAGUCCAAGAACUUCAAGUUGUCUUGCAUAAAAUUCAUGUAGAAGGAAUGUCUCUGAGCAAAUCUUUUCAAGUGGCGGCUAUUAUUGAAAAAUUACCGCCGACUUGGUGGAAUUUCAAAAACUAUCUAAAACACAAAUGCAAAGAGAUGUCACUAGAGGAUUUGAUUGUUCGAUUGCGGAUUGAAGAGGAUAAUCGUGGUUUUGAAAAGAAAAAUGGACAUCGUCUCAUGGAAUCCAAGGCAUACAUUGUGGAAUAUAAGCCAAAGUUCAACAAUAAGAAAAUGAAGCAUCUCAGAGUAAGCUCCAAGCAAAGUGCUAAGAGUGGAGAUAGUCAGAAUUUUAAUGGCAAGUGCUUUGUGUGUGACAAAAUGGGACAUCGUGCUAAGGAUUGUCACAAAAUAAGGACUCAAGGAAACUAUAAGAAGAAACCCACUCAAGCUAACCUAAUCGAAGAAGAGAGUCUUUGUGCAAUGGUUCACACCUGA